AUGAAUUUAUUAAAUUAUGACUUUAUUGCCUAAGAAAAUUUGAAGUUUUUAAAAACAUACAAAUACAAGGGUACAGAUUAAUCGUUGCUGUAUAACUAUGUCCUCUCACCUUUUGCUAAUUGGUGUUUGAAGUAUGUGCCUUUAAAUGUGGCGUAAAAGAAUAUUCUUAAAAAAAAAGUCCUAAUACACUUACCCUGUUGGGACUGAUUUGCAUCAUAAUUUGCCACAUAUUAUUUUAUUUUGUGAUGGGAGACAACUUUUAAGGAACGAUACCAGAUUGGUUAUUGUGGACAACGUUCAUUUUACACAUGAUCUAUAUGGUAAUUAUAAUUUACCUAAAUUAGAAUUUUGAUAAUUUAGAUGGAAAAUAAGCAAGAAGAACAAGUAAUUUAAUUAAUAAAUUGUAUUUGUAGACAAUUCAUCUCCUUUGGGUAUGAUUUUGGAUCAUAAUUUUGAUUCUAUGAUCAUUGCAAUAUAAGGUAAUUUAUGGACGUAAUUUAGGUACAAAUUUCGUCACAUGUCUAUAAUGCGGACAAUCAUUAUUAGCAUUCUUAUUAAUUUGUGUUCCAACUUAUCCAUUCUAUAUCAUAGCCCAUGAAGAAUAUUACACACAUGAAAUGAAUUUACCAAUAAUUAAUGCUGCUGCAGAAGGAACUGUUUUUGUUGGAUCAUUAUUUGCCAUAAAUGCCAUUUUUGGUAUUUUUUAAAUUUUAUUUAUUAUAGGAUGUGAGUUUUGGACCUAGAAAAUACCACAAUUUUAUAAUUUAUAAUUCAACACAGUGGCAAUAAUUAUGUUUUUUUUUGUUGUAGCCUUUGGACUUCCUUUUGUGUAAAUAAAAAUUUAAAUAUUUAUCAAGGUUCAAGAAAAUUACAAAAUUUGUCCCUCUUUCCAAAGCCCUAAAAUCUUAGAGGUAUAUGCUAUUCAUAGGUUUGGUGUUAUUUUAUGUCAUACUCUUUUCUCCAAGCGAUGUUGGUUCCAGACACAUGAGAGCAAUUCUAUAUAUUUUUGGUUUUACAAUGAGUAAAGCUGUGGUAUUUACAUCAUAUUUAUUUAAGGGUAUUGUGGCAGUAUAUCAUGUCAGCAAUUAAGAAUUACCUAAUUAUUUGAAUUCUAUUUAUCUCUUCUGUGUAUUGCUGUUCAAUACGAUAUAUGGACAAUUUUUUGGAAAUUGCUUAAUUGAAGAGGGAUUGUUAUUAUAAAUAACAGCUUUGAUAACUGUUCUUGUACAUAUCCAUUUCUUGUACAAUAUAACUAGAUAAAUUAGCGAAGCUUUGAAAAUUAAAGUAUUUAAAAUCAAUAAAUGA
Paramecium pentaurelia is the source of this 1305-nucleotide messenger RNA. NCBI's taxonomy places the organism in Eukaryota, Ciliophora, Oligohymenophorea, Peniculida, Parameciidae. The record is from the annotation of a GenBank genome assembly.